GAAGAAGAAGAAGAAGAAAAAGAAGGCAAAGAAAAAAGUUUGAAAAAAUGAAAAUUUUGCUGUUCCUAAUAACCUUUUACGCUAGAUUCAGAUCAGCAUUUGCUCAGUAUUGUAUUAAUGAUGGUGUUACAGAUUUUCAAUUGACAUCAAGUGGAUAUUAUGUUGAUUCUUCUAUCUCAUGUGUUAGUGUUUGCAAUUCUUAUUCUCCAGGAGUUUUCUUUUAUGCAUUUUACCUUGAAAAACAACUUUGUUUCUGCAAAAAUUCAUCACAAUUAAAUAUUACUCCAAGUAAUUGUAGUACAACUCAAUGCCUGAUUGGCAGCACAAAUUGCAUUUUAAGCAAUUAUGAGUAUUUUCCACUUUCAUUAGGUAUUAUUGAUUGGGAAAUAACUUUCAAUCCCAAUCCUGCACUUGUUGAUAAUGAAGUUCAAAUACAAACAAAAAUUUCAAAAGGUGAUGCUUCAAGUGCAUAUGUGAUACCAACAACUAAUGGCUUAACAACUAAUGGCUUACCAUCAGAUGUUCAAAGUGUCAUUGGCACAACAGUUAAAACACAUUUUUAUUUGCCUGGUUUACAACUUUGGUCUCAAAAAAUAGGAAAUAACUAUUCCAAUCCAAUCAACACAUCAGUUUGGUUACAAAUAGAUGAAAAAGUUGGAGGUGUAUUUGUAAAUCCUUUAAUUGUUGAUGUCAAUGGCUUUUACAAUUUCUUUUUGGUCAUUACUCAAGGCACUAGAGUUAGUGUAAAUAUAUCACUACCAAUGAAUAAAAAUGUAAACUUUACUGCUGAUGUUAUUUGCUUGUCGUAUGGAUUAGACUUGUCUAUGUUUUAUAAUACAUCUGAUGGAACUUGUAGUCUUAAAAAUGGUUUCAUUUUAAAUCAAGUUAUUUUAUCGUCUGGUUAUUUGAAAAAAAUUAAAUUAAAAGUUUCUGAUACAGGAACGUUAAAAAUUGCUAUUUUGAGGCCAUCAAUUAGUUCCACAAUUUUUUGUGCUUUGGGAUCAAGUUGUACAAACACUUUAAAUACUUUUAAUCCAGUAACAGCUUUAGUUGUAAAAAAGUUUUUAUUUUCACUACCUAUUAAAGGUAUUAUUGAAAUACCUAUGCAAAACAUUGCUGUUGAAGAAAAUGACGUUAUCUGGAUUGGAGGAAGUGCCAGUUUAUAUUGCAAUGGAGUAAAUUAUGCACCAAUGGUUGAAAUGGAUCUUGGGAGUAUUGUUACAUUUUCUAUGAAUGAAACCAAUAACAAUGGGUUUUUUAUAUCAUUUUUUGUAUCAAAGCCAAUUGAAUAUUAUAUUCCAGUUACAACAAAUACACCAGGCUUGUUCAAUUUUGUUGUUGAUGCCUCCAAUAAUGUUUCAUCUUCUAGAAGAUUAAAUUAUUCAUAUCCUAUUCAGAUUCCUAUUUCUGGAUUACGAUUUGCCAACAAUAAACCAUUUUCUAAAGAUAUUGCAGGCUACAAGCUUAACGGAUGGUUAACUUUACAAGCUGUUAUAGAUAAUGGCACCGAUGUUAUGUAUUUAUUUGAUAUUCCUAAGUUAAAGUUUUCUUCAUAUGUAUCCAGUGGUUCAGUAAAUUUUAAAUUGACUACUUUAGGUGUUUUUACUGUGUAUUUGACUGCAGGAAACAAAUUAAACUCUGUUAACACUUCGAUUGAGAUUGCUGUUUUGUCAGAAAUUAGUAGUAUACAAUUGUAUGCUGAAAAUAAUCAAUUGCAAAAUAGCAGUUAUAGCACAAGUGUGACAAUAUUCAAUGGAACUAAUGUAUAUUUGAUACUUGAUUUUGGUGAUGGAACCCCUGUUUUAAGUUUAACAAAUAUUAAUGCCACUGGUAUGAAUGGUUUCACCUACACUAUUUCACACAUGUAUUCUGUGUGUGACAUUUAUACAAUUACUGCUUAUGUAUCAAAUGUUCUUGUUACCAGUAGUGGAGUGUUCAAUGCAACAAUCAUUAGUUCAAAAAAAGUUGCAGUUUUUUGCAUAUUAUCUCAGUUAAAUGUUAUAACAACACCGACUGUUUCUUUAAAUGGGUAUGUUGAGUUACCUAUCACUAAAAGUUUAAUGUUAAACAUAUUUCAAGAUAUUGGAUCAUAUAGGAAUUAUUCAAUUGAUUGGGGGGAUGGUACUUAUUCAUAUAAUAAUCAAUCAGUGUUGAAUUUAAAUGUUUAUUUUCCUGUUAUGUUUCAAGUGCAGCAUAUGUAUGAAAAGGAAGACAUGUAUAAUGUUUCUAUAACAUGUAAAAACGCCUUACAAAAACUUAAUUAUGUUGUUCAAGUUCAGGUAAAGAGUUGUUCUGUGCCUUAUGUCAGUUUUUAUUACGGAACAUCUUUAAAUCCAGUGAGUGUUUUUCGAAACUAUGAUAAAGAUUUUAUAGGUUUCAUUGAAAAAGUUAAAGUAUCUUGUCAAAGUAAAACUUCGACUUUUGAAUGGAAUCUUACAAGUUCGAAUUUAAAGCCUAUAAUAAGUCGACAAAAAGGUAUAGAAUCUCAGCAAAAAAUUAUGUAUACAAUUGCAAAAGGUUCACUUGAUGUUGGUUUUUAUACAUUGUCAUUGCAGUAUACCUAUGGAGAAACUUCUACUGUUUAUUCAGCAUAUGUUAAUGUUUUAUUUUCUCCAUUAAUAAUGGAUAUUGAGAAUGGAUUUUUUAAUUCUAUUGCAUAUAAAAAGAAAAAUGGAAAUGAAAGUUUUUACCAAAAUUUUACUAUUAGUGCAGAAAAUAGUAAUGAUCCAGAUGAUCCAACCGUUGGAAUUAAGGGUAUUACUUUUACAUGGAGAUGUAAAGUUGCUACAAAUUUUUCUGAUGCCCAAAUUGUUAUGGCAAAUUUCACAUCUUUAAAUUCAACUUUUGGUGGUGAUGCAUGUUUUAAUGAAACCUGGGUGAAUAUUUCUUCUACUAGUCCAAGUAUUAAAUUUAGUACACAGCAGUUCUUGGAAGGAAUCAAUUACCACUUCGAAGUCUGUGGAACAAAAUACGCAGGCAAAGAUAUAUACUCAAAGGAUCAAUACAAAACAAGUUGCUUCAUUCAACAAUUUCUAAUUAUUGCAGCAAGUGCUCCUACUAUAACUCUAAAGUGUAUAUCAAACUGUGCAACCAAAUUAAAUUUUCAAGAGCGUGUAAUAUAUUCAUUUGUCUGUGAAGACUGUGGCUCCAGAAGAUUAGUGGCAAAAUGGAUUAUCACAAGUGAUGCUUCUACAGAGCCACUAACAGAUAAUGAUACAACAACUGGGUUUUCUACUCCUAGUCUUGUAAUUAAAAGAGAUAUUUUGCUUGAAACUAAAAAUUACACAUUUAACUUAAUAGUUGGUUAUGCUGACUCUAUAAGUAGAGCAAGCUUUGAGUUUACAAAGACUGUUUGUUCGAAGCCAACUGGAGGAGUUUGUUAUGUAAACCCAGCCUCCGGUUAUGCCCUGGAUACAAAGUUUUCAAUUGUUUGUUAUGGUUGGAGAGAUGCUGAUGGAUUGCUGUUUUAUCGUUUUUAUUAUGACAAUGGUCAGAUUGAGCGGAUGAAUCUCAGUAGUACAAACUCUGUGGAUUAUCCAUUAUUAAAUGCAGCAACUAUAGAUCAACCUAGUUUAGUUAACUUUGUGAUGGGGCCUGGUGACCAAAAGAAUGAUUACAAGAUCAUAAUUUUUUUAAGAGUUAGCAAUAAGUACAAUGCUUACACAGAACAGAAUUUUACUAUAAUGGUAAAACCAAAUAAAAAACUUUUAAAUAUAACUGACUUGCUAAUUGAUGUUAAUUUGAAUGAUACACAAAGUGUUUCUAACCUUGUUCAGGCCAUAAGUUCCACUUCAAACAAAAAUUCUUCAAGCUUAAAUAAGGUUUCAUCAACAUCUAAUAAUGAGGUGCGCACACAAGUUAUCAGUUUAAUUAACAACUUGCCCAUUAUUGAUUUAAAUUCUUUUAAAUCUGUAAGUGAUGGUUUGGUUUUAUCAAUAAAAUAUCCAUCAGAAAUUACUUCACAGGCUCAGAAUCAGGCAGCAAAUAUUGUGGAACGGUUGUCUGGAUAUCUCACCAAACAAAAUUUGAAAGGUUUUGGAGCAGAUAGUUUUGAUACACUGACUCAAUCACUUCUAAAUUCUAUUUCGAGUUUGUUUCUGACUGAUUUUAAUUCAACUGAUCCAGGAUCUCCCUUUAUUCCUGAUAAUAAAACAGCAUCAUCUGGCACUGAAACAACUGCAACAACAACAACUUCAGCAGCAUUCUCAAAUCUUACUGUGAAUGUAGACAUAGUUUCAAAGUUAUUUGAUUCUAUGAAUAAAUAUUUCAUAGCUGCACAUUCUUACAAAGUACCUGGUGAAAUUGCUACUAUAGGUGAAACAAAGGAGUUUAAUUUUGUAUUAAAGAAAAAUUUCUCUUUUGAUGUGAGCAACAGUUCUAUUGGCUCACUCGAUGGUGGUUUUACGUUUCCGAAUGUUGAAGAUAUCUUUAAUAACUCCAUGCAAGCUAAACAAAUUCUAAUUAAUAAUGUCAGAAUGAAAAAUCUUGUUUACACAUGGGACACAAAUCGAUCUGAAAAUAUACUCACAGAAUCUCAAAGUCUUUCAAUCUUUGGUCUUGAUGGUCUUCCAAUAAAAGUCACUAAUACUUCACAACCAAUUACUAUUGCCAUAAAAAAUAUUCCAGAAAAAAUGACUGGUAAAAAUAUAUCAUUAUCAAUGCCUAAUGAUGUAUAUCUAGUUAAGCUUCCAUUGAAAUCAGAUUGUAAAAUGCUACUGAAGUUUCUGUUUAAAAAUGAUCCAAAUAAUUUAACAAACCUAAUUGUUUACAUUCAAUAUGGAAAAGUUGCAUCUAAAUUUGAUUAUGAUAUUAUGCUAAAUAUUUCUGCUAAAGACGGCAUUUUUAUGACAAAAAACAAUAAUCUUGUUCGAAACUUAACUUUUGCUAAUACAUUUACAAAUAAAAUGAAUGGUCUAAGAAAUCAAGAUGCUAAGCUUAAUGAUGAUGGUUCAUUGGUUUUGUGGAAUUUUAACAACUCUACAUAUGCUCCAUCUAACAAUAGUGAACUACAUAUGUCAUUUUGUUAUUUUGGUCCAAUGCCUGAUAAAAAACUAAAUGAAAAUGAAUACACUUUUGAUCAAGCAGAGUUUUCUGGAAAAUUUGAGUAUGAAAUGAAAUCAUAUUGUGCUGAAUGUAAUUACUGGAAUGAAAAUGCAAACAAAUGGAUGUCUGAUGGGUGCGAGCUUGAUGAAACUUCCACUAAUUUUUUGGUAACCAAAUGUAAAUGCACUCAUUUAACAACGUUUGGUGGAUUUUUCAUUGCUCCUAACCCACUACUUCCACUUUCAUUAGCUUUAUUUAAACAAGGAUACAUACUAACUGUAGCUGUUGCAGUUGUCAUUCUUCUAUGGUUACUUUGUUUACCAUUUACACGAAGAAUGGAUAAGCAAGACGAAUCUAAGAUAGGUGUUUGUCCACUGUAUGAUAAUCGUGAAGGAGAAACUUAUUUGUAUCAGAUAAUAGUGCAUACUGGAGACAUCAGAAAUGCUGGUACAAAAUCUAACAUAUUUCUCACUGUUGCUGGUGACAUAAGUGAAAGUGGAGUGAGACACUUAAAAGAUCCUGUUAGGAAAUGUUUUCAGCGAUCAAGUUGUGAUGUGUUUAUAAUGUCUACUUGCAGUUCUCUUGGUAAUUUAGAUUUUAUAAGACUGUGGCAUGACAAUAGUGGUGGAGGUUGGUACUUAAGAAAUAUUAUAAUUAUUGAUCUUCAAACUGAAAAAGAAUUUCUAUUUAUUGGUCAUCGUUGGAUGGCUGUAGAUCGUGGCAAUUGUUUGGUAGACUGUGUAAUACCGGUAGCAUCAGUUGAAGAAUCUACAAAUUUUAAUUAUGUUUUUAAAACAAAAGCACAACACAAGCUAUUAGAUGAACAUUUAUGGCUUUCAGUUCUUACGCGCUUACCUCAAAGUAAUUUUACCAGAUGCCAAAGGUUGUCUGUUGCUUUUUCUUUGAUUAUGACUUCUAUGAUGGUAAGCGCAAUGUUUUAUCAUGGUUAUAAAAAUGAACCGGAAAUAGAAAAUGGACUGUUUAACUUUUCUUUUGAUAAGAAAAAGAUUUUUGUAAUACUGAUAUGUUCAUGCAUCAAGUUUCCUGUAGAGCUAAUAUUUGUUAAACUGUUUUGUACAAUAAGACCUUUUCAAAAUCUCGAAAUGAGUUCAGAUGACAUAUCUCAAAAUAAGGACAAUAAAAUUGAAAAAAAUUUGUCGUUAAGCUGCUCACAACUUCUUCAAAAAAAUAGUCUUACAUCAACUGAUACAGCAACAUGCAUAGCUUGUGAAGAAAACAGGAAAUCAUCUUCAACAAAAACAAUUAGUAAAAAAUGUUUUCCUGUUUUGUGUUUGUACAUGACAUGGUUUAUUUGUAUUGGAAGUAUAUUUGGUUGUGGUUUUAUUGUUCUAUGGUAUGGAAUGAGUUUCGGAAAUAACCAAUCUUUACAUUGGUUGACUAUCAUAAUUGUUGAUUUGGUAAAAGAAAUAUUAUUAUUUGCACCCAUAAAAAUAUUUAUAUCUGCAAUAAUUAUUUCUCUUGUUGUAAAAAAAGUUAGCGAAGACAAAAGUGAAAUUAAAAAUAAAGGUAAAGCGUUAGCUCUGAAUGAAAGUUGGCUUCACAAACAGAAAGAUAAAUCAUUGAUUUUUAACAAGGAUGAUGUUAAUAUACAACCACCUGAUCCUGUUUCAUUAAAAAAAAUGAGAGAUUUACGCUUAAAGCAACUUAAGAUGUAUAGUUUAAUGACAGAACUUAUUUUAUAUUUUUUUUAUGCAAUAUUUGCUUUCCGCAUUGGUUAUUUUGCACGUGAAAAUGUUGCUUUUUAUCAAACUCGCAAUAUACAAGAACUUUUCAAUUUGACACUGAGAGGUGUUCCACUGCCAAAAGAUUAUAGCAAAAUUUAUGGCAAGAUUCAAUCAUCAAAGCAUUUUUGGUCGUGGAUGGAAGAACUUUUCUUUCCACAAGUUUAUCCUGACCCAUGGUAUAACUUGAGUGCUUUCUAUUCAAAUACAAGUCAACAAAAUUUUCCUGGAAAAUUGUUUUUAAAUGAUCUUACCUCAAAAAUUGUUAAUGGGAUUAGAAUUCGCCAAGUUCGUAUUCAGCCAGAUUCUUGCAAGAAAGCAUACUUGAUGUCUAAAUUUAUCAAAGUUGAUUGUUUGUCAUCAUAUGCAUCAUCUCUUGAAGAAACAAGAGAUUUUGAUUUAAAUUGGAAAAUUCCAAAACAAUAUAACUCUCCCAUUAUUCCUUCCACAAUGCCAUGGAGAUAUCAAACUUGGAAAGAGCUUGAUGGGUAUCCAUAUGCAGCAGAUUUAGAUAUUUACUAUGGCGGAGGCUAUGUCUUAGAAAUCUUUCCUAAAUGGAAAAACAAGGCUUUACUGGAACAAUUAAAGAAUUCAAGAUGGAUUGAUAGACAAACACGAGCUGUAAUAAUUGAGUUUGCUUUGUUUAAUGCUGCUACUAAUUAUUUUACCAUGGUUACAAUGGCCUUGGAAUUUCCUGCCUCUGGUGGAGUUGUGCCUACUUCUUCUAUACUUACAUUUCAGUUGUUUUCUUCAGGAACAGAUAUAUAUGUCUGGCAUGUUCUGUUUAUUUUAAUGGUUUUAGUAUUGACCAUUCGACAUUGUCAUCUUUUGUAUCAUGGUUGUAAAUAUUUUCUGGAGUUUUGGAGCUUAGUAGAAAGUUUAAUGAUACUGUUUUCAGUAAUUGCAGUUGGUUUUUUUUUUUUUAAAGGUUAUCUGGUCAAGAUGUUAUUGCAACGGCUGCCAGACAAAAAACCACAAACAUUUAUCAAUUUUCAGUUUGCAUCCUACUGGGAUCUUGUUUAUGUUAAUCUUAUUUCAAUCGUUAUUUUUUUUGUGACAUUAAAAUUCAUCAAGCUUUUGCAGUUCAAUCGCCGUAUUUCAAUGGUGUCAUAUACCCUAAAAGUUGCAUGGUACCCUUUAACUAUGUUUGGAAUUGUCUUUUUUAUUAUCCUGUGUUCUUUUGUGUCUUCUUCUGCCAUUAUAUUUGGGCCUUUUAUGGAUGACUAUAAGACCUUCUUAAAUACAAUAACUUCUGUUGUUUCAUUGUUGUUGGGAAGAUUCAGUUUUAUUCAAUAUAAAAAUGCGAACAGUUUUCUCGGACCAGUUUUUUUUUAUGGUUUUAAUAUUAUUGUUAUUUGGAUCAUUAUGAAUAUGUUUGUAUCCAUAUUAAAUGAUGCGUUUCGAAAAGUCCGUACAAAGCCUGACAACCAGACUAAUGAUUAUGAAAUAAUUGAAUUUUUUCUAGAACAACUUAAAGAUUUGUUUGGAUAUAGAUGGAUUAAACAGGAGAAUACUUUUUCAUAUCAAAAUGAAAAAAUCUUUGAUAUAAAACACGAAAGCGACACUUAUAAAAGAGUAUCACAUUCGAACGGAAUUUUAUCGAAAACCUCUGAUUUCAACAAAGACUCAGUGGAAAAUGAAGUUUUUUAUACACUCGAUUCGAAAAAUACGAUUUAUGCGAGUUUUCCUAAAAAGAAAUAUUUGUUAAAUUCGAAUGAACGUGAGAUUAGCGUUAACGAAUCAUUUAAUACAUUUAUUAAUUGUGUAAAUCUUUUAUAUUUAAAAAAAAGCAAGCACGAAUAAAAAAAAUUUUAAGUGGCUAUUCGUCAGCCAAGAACCAAAAGGCCGUAUUUCCACAUUUUAUGUUUUUUUAGUUUAUUAUCAAUAAAUUUUCAUCAAUUCAUUCAGUAUGUAUCCAAUAAAUUUAUUCUCAAG
This is a messenger RNA of Hydra vulgaris (swiftwater hydra), 8720 nucleotides long. RefSeq lists its product as uncharacterized. Gene Ontology annotation, molecular function: protein binding; calcium channel activity; calcium ion binding. Gene Ontology annotation, biological process: detection of mechanical stimulus. The record is from RefSeq and is a predicted model, not a curated record. NCBI's taxonomy places the organism in Eukaryota, Metazoa, Cnidaria, Hydrozoa, Anthoathecata, Hydridae. Gene Ontology annotation, cellular component: membrane.